UUAGAGAGACUGCCGGAAGUGACUGCAGACUAAUCGGUGUUUGCCGACGCUGUGACAGUUUAGGUUGUCUUCGCUAGUAGCUGCUUUCGGCGCGAAAGAUGCCGGGUCUGGCGGCCGCAAGCCCUGCCCCGUCUGAGUCUCAGGAGAAGAAGCCGCUGAAACCCUGCUGCGCCUGCCCGGAGACCAAGAAGGCGCGAGAUGCGUGCAUCAUUGAGAAAGGGGAAGAGCACUGUGGACAUCUCAUUGAGGCACACAAGGAGUGCAUGAGAGCCCUGGGAUUUAAGAUAUGAAAUGGUGGUCUGCUCUGUGAAUGAAUAAUUCCGGAAGAAUGAAGAAAAUUAAAUCAUUUUGGGAGUUCUUUGAUGAACUUUGAUAAAUGGAAAAUGUAUUUAUAAUUUAUUAAAAAAAAGGAAACUAUCCCUGGUCAAAGA
Molecule: messenger RNA, 431 nt
Organism: Cynocephalus volans (Philippine flying lemur)
Lineage: Eukaryota; Metazoa; Chordata; Mammalia; Dermoptera; Cynocephalidae
Product: cytochrome c oxidase copper chaperone
Exons: 3
Coding region: 99-290 (63 amino acids)
Biological process (GO): mitochondrial respiratory chain complex IV assembly
Cellular component (GO): mitochondrial intermembrane space
Molecular function (GO): copper chaperone activity; copper ion binding
Source: RefSeq, a predicted model, not a curated record